AUGAAUGUGGAACAUGAAAUUAGCCUCUUAGUUGAGGAGAUUCGGCGGUUGGGAACCAAAAAUGCUGAUGGACAAGUGAGCGUGAAAUUUGGUGUACUCUUUGCUGAUGAAAAGUGUGCCAACCUUUUUGAAGCCCUAGUGGGAACUCUUAAGGCUGCAAAACGACGGAAGAUUGUCACUUAUCAAGGGGAGCUACUUUUACAAGGUGUUCAUGACAAUGUUGAUAUCAUGCUGCUGCAGGACUGAUGCAGUGUUUCAGCUAUGCAUUAAUGGAAUUGUUUGAGACAGUGACUUCCAACAUCCUCUGAAUACAGCUGAUCAUUCCACAGUGUUUUGAUAUAUUUUCUAUAUCUUUAUAGUCAAAAAGAAAUUGUCCUAUUUUGGAAAACAUUCCCUUUCGUAAUUCUUCCUAAAAUGGCACUGUAUGUGAGUAAGGUAGAAGAUGCCAGAUCUUUCGCUUUUUUUUUUUUUUUUUUAAAUCUCAGGUAAUGCUCUCAAAUGUCUGGUGGUUAUUUUCAGCAUAUGAAGAAGGGGACUGAUAAUUUAAUGUUUACAAAUCAAAAUGUGCCAUGAAAGUAUAAAAUAAAAG
Molecule: messenger RNA, 589 nt
Organism: Pterocles gutturalis (yellow-throated sandgrouse)
Lineage: Eukaryota; Metazoa; Chordata; Aves; Pterocliformes; Pteroclidae
Gene: ABRACL
Product: ABRA C-terminal like
Exons: 2
Coding region: 1-246 (81 amino acids)
Biological process (GO): regulation of actin filament-based process
Source: RefSeq, a predicted model, not a curated record